GAUUGUAGAGAAGGCUGAUGUGGAUGUGGGCUCUGCAGAGUGUCUGGAGCCAGAGUAUAUGCAGGGAGACUGAUAAAUAGCCAAGAGAAAGACCAAGCUUAAUUAGGCUUUUCCAGUUUGCAGUGGUGACUACAUCUGGGGAGACCAGCAUUCGCUCAUUCCCUACAUAGAUUUUCAGGUUUUCUGGAGUAGACCGUCACAGCAACACGUGUUAAUGAGACAGUGGGAAGAGCUGGAGCAGACCAUGGCAAACAGCUAUGUAACAGUUUCUGAUACAUACUGUGUUGCAGAACCCUUGCCCUACUAUGAUGUCCUGCCAGAACACAUUAAUUAUCAACUUCCAGAUUCAGACUUCCAGGCGACCCCCUACUGUCAGUAUACAAACAUGCCAUAUUCGCCUGUGUUGCAAUCACCAUCAUCACAGUGUCACUACAGUGCGUACAGCCUGGACAACACUUAUGGUGAUGGCCAGUAUGUUCUAAACACGUGUGAAAUGAGUAAACCUCCUUCCGUAAUGAGUCACGGUGUAGAGGAGGUGUAUCCGUCCAUUAAACGUCCAAGAAUAAGCCACGCCACCAUCCGAAUGAAAGGGCAUGAAGAGCUAUGUGUGGUAUGUGGGGAUAAGGCAUCAGGCUAUCACUACAAUGCGCUUACCUGCGAAGGGUGCAAAGGUUUUUUCCGUCGCAGUAUUACAAAGAAUGCAGUGUACAGGUGCAAGAAUGGGGGUCACUGUGAGAUGGAUAUGUAUAUGCGGAGGAAGUGUCAGGAGUGCCGUUUAAAGAAGUGCAAAGCUGUAGGAAUGCUAGCAGAAUGUUUGUUAACUGAAGUACAGUGUAAAUCAAAGAGGCUUCGAAAAAACUGCAAGCAAAACAGCACCAUACUUUGUAAUGUGAAGGUGGAAGAUGAUGGGAGUGACAGUAGACAUGUUUCAUCAACUACAAAGCCAAGCAGAGUUACUCGUCCGGAACUCACAGUUGAAGAAUGUAAACUGAUCGAUCAUAUUGUAUCUGCCCAUCAAAAGUUUGGCUUACCUACAGACGAACAGAAAAUGUUUUUGGAAGAGUCAGGGAAUCCAGAAGAAAUCUUCUACCACAUCUCAGAAGCCGCUGUUUUUCAUGUGCAGUUCCUUGUGGAAUUUACUAAACGACUCCCAGGUUUUGAGAUGCUUGAUCAUGAGGAUCAGAUCGCUCUCCUAAAAGGUUCCACUGUUGAAGCAAUGUUUUUACGUUCAGCACAAAUAUACAAUCAGCGAAUAACUGGAUGUGUGUUGCCUAUCAAUGAAGGUCUCGCAAGAUACCAAAGUCAUCCUGCAGAGUACUGUCACAUCCAGGAGUUUAACAGAUGUCCUCUAUACUCCUUAGAAUCUCCUCAUAGACAAGAGAUUCCAGCAUCUAGCACAGAUCUCAGUGAGGAAUUUAUUACUCCACUUUUCAACUUUUACAGAAGUAUGGGAUCCCUUAAUGUCACAGAAACAGAGUAUGCAUUGCUUUCCGCAAUCACAGUGUUUUUUUCAGAUCGCCCACUCUUAAAAAACAAGCAACGUGUGGAGAAACUGCAGGAGCCGCUUUUAGGAAUAUUACACAAGUACUCAAAGAUCUAUCACCCAGAAGAUCCACAGCAUUUUGCACGACUUAUUGGACGUCUGACUGAGCUCCGGACCCUAAAUCACAAUCACUCGGAAAUACUCAUAUCAUGGAAAACCAGAGACCCCAAACUUACUUCAUUGUUGUAUGGUGCGUGGGAUUUAUAAUGAAUUAAGAACCUCGGAAUUUUAGUCACCCUUCGGUUAUCUUUUUUGGACUGUAUAGAAAUCAAUAAUGUUACUAAUUUAUGUAAAUGUCUCAAUCAUAGUUAUGUUGCUUUAUAGGUAUUGGUCUAAAAACCUCAGUUAUAAAUGUUUUCAUGCAAGCACGUUGAAAAAAUAUAUAAAACAGGUAUGCUUGUAGUUACAUAAUACGCAGUGAUGAUUUAUUUUUAAAAGUAUUGAAACUUGGCCUACAGUGAUAAAGUAAUGGAUCCCAAUCAGCUAGUGCCUUGAUUGCCAUUGCACAUUCAUAUUGACAACAUUUGUCAUCAUUGUUAGGAUUUCCGGGAACUUCUUAUUGGAGGAACUUUUUUGGUUACUGGUAUCCCUGGCUUUCUGAUUAUGGUUGAAUGUAUAUUAAACAUACCAUACACACCUGGAUUGACAGCUAAAGAUGUAAACAUAAGUUAAAUAGCGAUAAAGAACAAUAACGCUGAAAUGUAGGACUACAGCCCAAAGUUAU
This is a messenger RNA of Spea bombifrons (plains spadefoot toad), 2267 nucleotides long. Its product is annotated as bile acid receptor-like. Gene Ontology annotation, biological process: lipid metabolic process; bile acid signaling pathway; negative regulation of inflammatory response. Lineage: Eukaryota; Metazoa; Chordata; Amphibia; Anura; Pelobatidae. Gene Ontology annotation, molecular function: RNA polymerase II cis-regulatory region sequence-specific DNA binding; zinc ion binding; nuclear receptor activity. The record is from RefSeq and is a predicted model, not a curated record. The coding region runs from base 215 to 1750 and encodes 511 amino acids. The transcript is spliced from 11 exons.